Molecule: messenger RNA, 1860 nt
Organism: Botrytis sinoallii
Lineage: Eukaryota; Fungi; Ascomycota; Leotiomycetes; Helotiales; Sclerotiniaceae
Exons: 5
Coding region: 1-1860 (619 amino acids)
Biological process (GO): transmembrane transport
Molecular function (GO): transmembrane transporter activity
Source: RefSeq, a predicted model, not a curated record
AUGGCCAAGAGAAAGAGUCCAGGUCCAGCAAAAUUGCCCGUGGCCCAGCUUACAAUUCUUGCAAUAUGUAGAUUCGCAGAACCAGUCGCCUUGACUUCAGUCUUUCCAUAUCUACCUGAAAUGAUUGAAAGUUUUGGAGUGGAACAAAAAGAUGUAGCAAAAUGGGCAGGUAUAGCAUCUGCUGUUUUCUCAUUAGCUCAGUGCAUGACAGCUAUCAUGUGGGGAAGGGCUUCCGAUACAUUUGGUCGUAAACCUACAAUCUUGGUGGGCUUGACAUGUACAAUGAUAUUAAAUAUCAUAUGGGGCAUGUCAGUAACUUUACCUAUGGCUAUCAUUGCUAGAGCACUGCAAGGAGCAUUUAACGGAAAUGUUGGAAUUAUCCGAACAAUGGUAGCCGAAAUGGUUCCUGAAAAAGAGUUACAACCAAGAGCAUUUUCCAUCAUGCCAUUAGUAUGGAGUCUUGGUUCUAUAUUUGGUCCAUCUUUCGGAGGAUUCUUUGCUAGACCAGCACAAAACUUUCCAGGACUUUUCGGAAAUAAUAGAUUUUUCCUCAAUUUUCCUUUUGCAUUACCAAAUAUUAUCGCCAGUUUCCUUUUCAUGAUUGGAAUCACGACUGGAUUUUUCUUCCUCAGGGAAACUCUAGAAUCCAAACGUAAUAAGAAAGACUGGGGAGUAGAAGUAGGAAAGAAAUUAGUUACUUCUUCUAAAGUGCUCUGUUGUAAACCUCGACCCAGACACCACACUCCUGGGCAUCCAGCCUAUGAUGAAUCAUCAGCAUCACUUCUCAGACCUACAUCUUCUGGUUCGGAUACCGCUGAAUCUUUUGGUGAUAACUUUGAAUCUUCCAAAUCGAAAGCUCCAGUUACCCGCCCAAGUCUUCGAGAGGUAUUCACACGUCAAUCAGUCAUUAAUCUCAUUGCCUAUACAUUUCUCGCCCUUCAUUCCGUCUCUUAUGAUCAAAUCCUUUCAGUUUUCAUGCAUCAUCCUCGUCAAAUCCACGAUCCAUCAAAUACUCAACUCCCAUUCAGAUUCUCCGGUGGUUUCGGUCUUCAUUCGGGCAGAAUCGGUACAAUUUUUACCCUCUAUGGUGUCGUGGGUGGCUUCAUUCAAUUCGUCAUUUUCCCACCCGCAGCUCGUAAAUUCGGUGUAUUGAAUUGCUUCAAAGUUUGUGCUGUAACUUUCCCCAUUAUUUGUUUCGUUACUCCAUACACAGCACUCAUCGAAUCAUCAACUUGGCAACAAAUCAUUAUUUUCGCAAUCUUGAUUGUUAAAUCUUUUGCGGUUAUCUUCGCUUUUCCUUGCUGUGUUAUUCUCCUCACAAAUUCGGCAGUUAGUCUUCGUAUCUUGGGUACAUUGAACGGCUUUGCAGUAUCUAUUUCUGCAGUUGGAAGAGCAAUUGGACCAGCCAUGUCUGGAGCUGCUUUCACUUGGGGAUUGAAAGAAGGUUAUAUUAUUACUCCUUACUUCUUGCUUGGAACAAUCGCAGCGAUUGGUGCAAUUCCAAUUUGGUAUUUAGAAGAAAUGGAAGGAUUUAGCAAGAGUGGUACAAGCGAUGAUGACAGCGAAGAAGAACCACUCCUCCCACCUGAUGAGGAAACCGCAGUUCUAGGUGAUGAUGAGAGGAUUAGAAGAGAUUCUAACGAAGAAGCACUAGAUGUUGUCGAUGGUGCACCACUUUCUAAAGCUAUAAGUAAGCGAAGACAAUCGAGCGUGAGUAAGAUUAAUAGAAUGGAAGAAAAUAUGAGUAGUCCGAUUGGAAUGAUAGGAGGAAGUGUGGGACCUGGAGGAGGAAGAAGAUUGAGUAAUGGACUUGCGGUUAGUAAUUUGGGACAGGGAACAGGAGGAACGAGUUUUACUUGA